GACGAAGUGAAAGGAAGAAGAGUUCAGAAAUCAAAUCCAGAUUUCAUUUCUCUCUCACUGACUCAGCUAAAAAUUAAACAAGAAAACAGAAGAAGAAGAAGAAGAUGCCUGUGACGGCGACGAUGGUAGGAGCAGUACUAGGGUUGGGCACACAGAUGUACUCCAAUGCCCUCCGUAAACUUCCUUAUAUGAGGCAUCCAUGGGAGCAUGUAUUGGGUAUGGGACUUGGAGCUGUAUUUGUAAAUCAGUUGGUCAAAUGGGAUGCUCAGCUUCAAGUUGAUCUUGACAAGAUGCUCGACAAAGCUAAGGCCGCUAAUGAGCGUCGCUACUUUGAUGAAGAUGAGGAUUAGCAGUACUGGUGAUGAGAUGUGGAGGAAGUUUAUUCUGAACUGUGUUCGCCUGUCUUUAAAUUUUUGUAGAAAAGAUUGUGGCUUGUAUGCUCCAAUUUAACUGUUUGUGGUUUGAUAUUUCCAAGUACUCAAAUUUGAAAAAUGGAAUAAAUAAGUAACUUGAUGUUGGAUACACAAAUUUGAAUUCGUCCAGAAUUGCUCAUGAAAUAUCUGUAUCAAUAUAUAUGAAACUCUGAUGAUAUGA
Papaver somniferum (opium poppy) is the source of this 594-nucleotide messenger RNA. RefSeq lists its product as uncharacterized. NCBI's taxonomy places the organism in Eukaryota, Viridiplantae, Streptophyta, Magnoliopsida, Ranunculales, Papaveraceae. The coding region runs from base 105 to 350 and encodes 81 amino acids. The transcript has 3 exons. The record is from RefSeq and is a predicted model, not a curated record.